Molecule: messenger RNA, 2603 nt
Organism: Etheostoma cragini (Arkansas darter)
Lineage: Eukaryota; Metazoa; Chordata; Actinopteri; Perciformes; Percidae
Gene: kpna6
Product: karyopherin alpha 6 (importin alpha 7)
Exons: 14
Coding region: 212-1828 (538 amino acids)
Biological process (GO): NLS-bearing protein import into nucleus
Cellular component (GO): nucleoplasm; cytoplasm; nucleus
Molecular function (GO): protein binding; nuclear import signal receptor activity
Source: RefSeq, a predicted model, not a curated record
CUUUGCUGAGGUGACUAGGGGUGCGAGGGGGGUGUUUUGUGAGGCUGGUGCGUCCUCUGGUGGCAGGAAGUCAGCGUUAUAUUUUGACGUUUCCGUCUCCGGCAGACAUAUUGCUUAGAGGAGCAAAUUCUGGAAAGAUACAAGAGAGAGAAAGGAUUUAAAAUUGAUUUACAUCUUCACGACUUGAGUCAUUUACACGACAUAGGACAUAAUGGAACCGUCAGCCAGUCCGGCAAAAGACAACUACAGGAUGAACCGCUACAAGAACAAAGCACUGAACCCAGAGGAGAUGAGGCGCAGGAGAGAGGAGGAGGGCAUCCAACUCAGGAAACAGAAGCGAGAACAACAGCUUUUCAAGAGGAGGAAUGUGGACGUACUCAAUGAAGAGGAGGCCAUGUUUGAGAGUCCACUGGUGGACUCUUACCUCAGCUCUCCAGCAACAGAAGGAGUCAUUACUAGAGACAUGGUUGAGAUGCUUUUCUCGGAGGACCUAGAUCUUCAGCUCGCCACAACACAAAAGUUCAGAAAAUUACUUUCCAAAGAGCCCAACCCACCAAUUGAUGAAGUAAUUAACACGACUGGAGUAGUGGAAAAGUUUGUGGAGUUCUUGAAGAAGAGUGUCAACUGCACACUACAGUUUGAAGCAGCUUGGGCUCUGACCAACAUAGCAUCAGGCACAUCCAUGCAGACAAAGACUGUGAUUGAGGCCGGAGCAGUACCAAUCUUCAUUGAACUACUUAACUCUGACUUUGAGGACGUCCAAGAACAGGCUGUGUGGGCCUUGGGUAAUAUUGCAGGGGAUAGUGCGGUGUGCCGGGACUAUGUUCUGAACUGCGACAUCCUUCCACCUUUAUUAAUGCUCCUGACCAAAUCCACUAGAUUGACCAUGACUAGGAAUGCCGUGUGGGCUCUGUCUAAUCUCUGUAGAGGAAAAAACCCUCCACCUGCAUUUGAAAAGGUGUCACCCUGUCUGCCAGUACUGUCCAGGCUUUUAUUUAGCAGUGACCCAGACUUGCUGGCAGACGCCUGCUGGGCCCUGUCCUACCUCUCAGAUGGCCCCAAUGACAAGAUCCAAGCUGUCAUCGACUCUGGCGUCUGCAGGCGCCUUGUAGAGCUACUCAUGCACACAGACUAUAAGGUGGCCUCCCCUGCAUUGAGAGCUGUAGGAAACAUUGUCACUGGAGAUGACAUCCAAACACAGGUGGUGUUGAACUGCUCAGCCCUGCCCUGUCUUCUGCACCUGCUCAGCAGUGCUAAAGAGUCCAUUCGCAAAGAGGCAUGCUGGACCAUCUCAAACAUCACCGCAGGAAACCGAGCACAAAUACAGACGGUAAUUGAUGCCAACAUCUUCCCAGUGCUGAUUGACAUUCUACAGAAAGCAGAGUUCAGGACCAGGAAAGAGGCGGCCUGGGCCAUCACUAACGCAACCUCUGGAGGAACACCAGAACAGAUCAGAUAUCUGGUGAACCUGGGCUGCAUUAAGCCCCUGUGUGAUCUGCUGACGGUGAUGGACUCGAAGAUCGUUCAGGUAGCUCUCAACGGGCUGGAGAACAUCCUGAGGCUGGGCGAGCAGGAGGCCAAGCAGGAGAACACCGGCUCUGGAGUUAAUCCUUACUGCAGCCUCAUUGAAGAAGCCUAUGGUCUUGACAAGAUCGAGUUCCUCCAGAGCCACGACAACCAGGAGAUCUACCAGAAGGCCUUUGAUCUAAUCGAGCACUACUUUGGGGUUGAGGACGAGGACAACAGUCUUGCCCCUCAGGUGGACCAGGCCAACCAGCAGUACCUUUUCCCCCAGCAGGAAGCCCCCAUGGAGGGCUUCCAGCUAUAAUUCCACACCCCUCUCCACUAAAAUGUACCAUUUACCCCUUCCAUACCUCCUCAUCUCAUGGAGGACCCCUGGAUGCCCGAGCCGAACCUCCACGCACCCAUCUCUUAUCUGCAACUACCCCCCAUCUCUACCAUUACCACAAACGAAUCACACAGAUACACACACACACACACACACACACACACACCUUUUGGAAGAAAGCUAAAACUGUCCCCCUCUCCAGCCUAUAAAAAUGCCCUCCUUUCUUUCUUCCCUCUUCUGAACCAGUGGACUGAAUUCUUGCAGGGCAGACCCAUGUGUUACAUGUCCAGGGGGAGAGCGCCACACAAACUCCAUUACACUUAAAAGAGGAAGUCUGUCCUGGCCUCAAACGCACACCAACAUCUUCCAGCCAUUUAAUAGCUCUUGUUGGCAGUAACAGUGGUUUGUUGAUUACUAUCUUUACACUUUCAUUUCUUUUCCAGUGGGGCAUCCCUAUUUUCAGGAUUACCCAUGCAUCCCCAUGCAAAGUCCACAGACUGGGGUGCAUGAGGUGAAAUAUGCCUAGCUCUUGAUGUCAGUCUGACUUAGUGCAAUUCAAAGAAGAAAAAAACAAAAACAGAAACAUGAUCCCUUUUUGUUUAAUGAUUAGUUAUUUUCCCCGACACUUAUGUAUCUUCUUUUUUUUUUUUUUUUUAGUGCUUGUGAUUUUUCUUUUUUCCUCCCUAUUUUUUUAAGUGGGACAAAUUACAGGGGGAGGGUUGACGUGGGAAGUAAAAACUAAAACAAAAAAAAC